AUGAGUUGGAACUCCAUUUUAGCGGCAUUGUCCGCCAUUUUGGUGCUAACUGCGAGUGAAACCAUCAGCGAUCAGUGCGAGAUCCAAGAAGAGACCACCGUCAGGUGUAGCUGUGUCGGGAACGAGGAAUUUUUCCUUCCAGACAACUACAACUAUGAAAACGUCACCAGCGUCUUUGUAUCGAGCUGCACCUCCGGGAACAUGCAUUUUUCCAGUUUGACGGAAGCAAAAGGUCUUCGGGAGCUGGUGAUCCAAAACAUAAGUGGCACCUUAAUAUUCGAGCCCUUUCUGACGACGAGAAACCUCACCAAACUUCAGCUAUUGAACAUUGGAAGAAUCCCUGUUGUCUCUCACGAUACGUUUACAAGCUUGACUAGCUUACAGGUCUUCCACGCAGAGAACAUUGCGAUCGGCCAUUUCGAGGAGCAAUUUCUGGGAGUCGUCGUGUCAGCGCUGAUUUUUCAAAACGUGACCGUAGGUCGUAUGGAUGGCUUGAAUCUCUCCGAAAGAGGUAAAGUGCUUCAACUAGUCGAUUGCGACUUCGGGAAAGUGGAGACCACGCUAAACUUCGCCUUUUUCGCGGACAUUGCGAUCCUAGGCUCAAAAUUCGAGCUUCAGAGACCAAGUCAUGUGUCGAUCGAAGGAACCACCGCACUUGUGGAGGACAGCGUUUUUUUGAACGUCAGCUUGAACCUCGUCGCAUUUAACCAAAUUACUAUACGCGGAAUUUGUGCCGAUGGGAAAAGUUCUCUUAGAUUAUCUUCGAAUAGUAUCGAAAGCCUUGAAAAUCGAUUGCCAACAGAGAUUAUAUAUACAAAAAGUCAAGGCCCCAACGACAGAGGAUUGUUGUUAAGCAGAAACAAUACCGUGUGCAUAGCUGGAAACUGUAAAUGCUUGAAAAGCGAAGGAAACGUUUUCCAUCUACAUCGGAUAGCAGUGUGCGCGGUUCUUUUGCUAUUCUACAAGGUAAUGCUUCCCUAA
Messenger RNA from Orussus abietinus, 981 nucleotides. RefSeq lists its product as uncharacterized. The transcript is spliced from 2 exons. The record is from RefSeq and is a predicted model, not a curated record. The coding region runs from base 1 to 981 and encodes 326 amino acids. NCBI's taxonomy places the organism in Eukaryota, Metazoa, Arthropoda, Insecta, Hymenoptera, Orussidae.